AUGCAAGAUCAAAAGGGAUUAGAUUUAUUAAAACUGGAGUUGGAGCAAAUAACAAAAGAAAGAAAUAUGCUUGAAGCUGAGAUUAUGAAGCUAAAACAGAUUAUAGAAGAAAAUGCUAAACGUGAAGCCAAGGAUAUAAGUGUUACUUCUGAUACUCCUUUAAGGAUAACGGAGCUGACUGAGGAGAAUGAAAAGGUACCUGAUCUUCCUAGCAAUUUGGUUGUCAUUAACAAAAAUACAGGUCAAGGCAAUAAAAAUAAAGGCUUGUUAAGCGACGAAGCAUUAGAUAAACUUAUUAAAGUGGCUAAUGGAAUAUUGGAAGAGCAUCAAAAUUAUGUGCCAAUAAAAAUAUGUGAAGCUUCAUCCAAUUACAAUUGA
Molecule: messenger RNA, 378 nt
Organism: Entrophospora sp. SA101
Lineage: Eukaryota; Fungi; Glomeromycota; Glomeromycetes; Entrophosporales; Entrophosporaceae
Source: the annotation of a GenBank genome assembly